AUGAUGAGUGGAUGCUCAUCAAAUCUAUUCGCUUUGUCCUGUGAAGGCUGUGAGAACGACUGUUUUUUUUUUUCAGAUUGUCUCAAAUUUAGUGCCUCAACACUGAUAUUCCUAUUUUAUGUUUUGUAACGCACCUCUCCUUUAUUUUUUGUAACAAAGAGGUGUUGUAGUUUGUUGAUAGCUAGCACUGCUCUUGAUUCCUCCCACUGCUGUUGUAUCACGUGUGCAUUUGAUUCCUCACGUCCAGUUGCCAAGGCAGCAGAUGCAAAAACAAAUUAGAGUUUGUUUUCUCCAUUAAGUCAGCUCCCAGUUUCUGAGUGCAAAAUAUUUGGCAGUAUGUCCAAGGGGAGGGAAGCAUCUUGUGCUGGUUCUGAGCAUAAGGAGUUUUGAGACUGGCUGAUUUCUCAGGAGCAAGAAUCAACAUUUCAACAGCUGAUGGACUCAGAGCUCCUGAGCAGGCUGCGCCAGGCCAACCAGGAGCUGCUGCAAAGGCUGAGAAUGAAGCAGGAGGAGAUCAGAAAAGUACUUCCCAGCAAGAAACUCCGUCCAGCAGCUCCUCAUGGCAGUACAGCUGCUGAGAGACGGAUCCCCUUGUCCAGGAGAGUGAAGGAAAAUGAGGCUGAUGCAGUAAAAUCUACAGCUGCCCCUGGAAUAAUGGUGUCUGUGGAAGCCAGGGCUGGCCCAGCCCUCAGCUCAUCUCUUAAACACAGCAGCAGUGCCAGAGGGGUACAGCAACAGCAAGCAAAGACACAGGAAGGAGCAGGCCUCAAUUCCAACUUUCCUGGGAAAGAGAAGAGUGUUAUGCCAGUGUCAGCAGUCACUAGGUGUGGCAGAGAAAUCUCCAGAGUGGGUGGGGAUGGUGGUGCUCAAGCAAGUCCAAAGAAAGAAUCCUUCUUCCUGGGACAUGGAGAGAACAGAAAACAGUCUGCUCUGCUGCGUGGUUUCCAUGAGAAAAGUCAUCCAGGGCCAUCACAAAAUAAAGAGACCAGUGAGCAGCAUGUGGUCAUCAAAGAGCCCCACAUCCCUAAAUCAGCCCUGCUGAUGUCUCCAUCCAAAGAGCCAAAGAAGGAAGCUCGCCAUGUGACUUUUCAGCCUGAGCCUGAAGAAGAUGCCAUACCUGUCAGCAGCUGGUCUGCCCAUCCUUUACUGGGCUAUGACUGGAUUGCAGGGCUUCUUGAUACAAAGUCUCCAGUAACAGAAAAAUCUGAGCAAUACUUUGCUGAGCUGCAGGAGUUCCGACAGUCCAACAGAGAAACCUGUAUUCAUCAGCAGCCCCUGGAGCCCGAGGCUCUGGAUUGCACAAGUCCUGAAGAAGAACUGGAUUUGAUAAUUGGUUCUCAUAAGUGUGUUUACUGUUAUGGAUUAAACCAGCGCCUCUUUACCAUCCCUUUGGAUUCAGAAUCUGCCUGCCCUGUGUGUAAGGUCCCACGUAGCCAACAGCCCCCAGGGACACUGGAGGAGCCAGCCUAUGUCAGGGUCAGCAUUCCCAGGUCUGCCCUUUUGCCAGCCCACAAGUACAAAGCCCACCGCAGGAGGAGCUUUGAGCCAGCAGAUGACCUUGCCCUGCCCUCGCAUUGCAUGGCUGGCUGGGAAAACAUGGUUCCUUCCAGCAGCACCCUGCUCAGCAGUUUGGAUCUGAGAACCUCCCUGGAAGAGAAGCCUUCUCCCUGUUCUCACCUGCACUCAGGGAGAAGCCAGAGCUGACAAGUUUCUACACCUGCCUCACUUGGCUCACCUGAGGUUCAGCAGAGCAAACCAGGACACCAGACAGCAGCUCUCAGUUCAGACCCCACUCCCUCAACACUCUGGAUCAUGACUUGAUUGCCCAGGGGAAGGGAUGGGCACAGCACGUGGAAACAGCUCAGAAACAAAGCAAUUUGGAUAAAAAUAAAUAUUUGGACAGAUUUCCCCCA
Molecule: messenger RNA, 1913 nt
Organism: Passer montanus (Eurasian tree sparrow)
Lineage: Eukaryota; Metazoa; Chordata; Aves; Passeriformes; Passeridae
Gene: MIIP
Product: migration and invasion inhibitory protein
Exons: 11
Coding region: 436-1704 (422 amino acids)
Biological process (GO): negative regulation of G2/M transition of mitotic cell cycle; negative regulation of cell migration
Source: RefSeq, a predicted model, not a curated record